Molecule: messenger RNA, 2108 nt
Organism: Pongo pygmaeus (Bornean orangutan)
Lineage: Eukaryota; Metazoa; Chordata; Mammalia; Primates; Hominidae
Gene: TSPAN31
Product: tetraspanin 31
Exons: 6
Coding region: 513-1145 (210 amino acids)
Cellular component (GO): membrane
Source: RefSeq, a predicted model, not a curated record
ACAGGGGGAAGGGGGCGGGAAAGGGCCCUCCUUCUACGGGCGGAGCCCUUUCUGCCCAGCUCUCAGAGCGGCCCCCUACCCGCCGCUCCCGCCGUCUCCCCUUCACCUAAGUUCCUCCAGAGCCGUCUCCCUCGAAUUAGCCCUCUCCCAACUCCGACCACAGAAAGCUCAGCUUUCAACCCAAGCUUUUGGAGUUUAGGCUGUAGUCCCUAAGAGAAUCUCUAGAAACCCUGCCCCUAGUUUUAAGUUUCGCCCAAUGAAAAAACAAAAGGAGGGGGACAGAAGGCGGGUCGGUGACGUAAUGCGGGCUGAUUCGCAUGCAGGCCUUGGACGUCCAGGAUUAGCCACGCAUUUCGCCAAUCCAGAGGCAGGGGAGGGACGGUGCAGGCGCAGAGAAUUGGGUUUGGCUGGCCUCGAUUUAAAGAGACAGAAGCUGUCAGGGUCCUGGAAGACGGUCCCCAAUACCCUCCCCCCAAGUCCUUGGGACCACUUGGGUCCCCAGAGCUGGGGAGAUGGUUUGCGGCGGCUUUGCCUGCUCCAAGAAUGCGCUUUGCGCUCUCAACGUGGUCUACAUGCUGGUGAGCUUGUUGCUCAUUGGAGUGGCUGCUUGGGGCAAGGGCCUGGGUCUGGUGUCCAGCAUCCACAUCAUCGGCGGAGUCAUUGCUGUGGGAGUCUUCCUUCUCCUUAUUGCAGUGGCUGGACUGGUGGGUGCUGUCAACCACCACCAAGUCCUGCUGUUCUUUUACAUGAUCAUCCUUGGUUUGGUCUUCAUCUUCCAAUUUGUAAUCUCUUGCUCAUGUCUGGCUAUUAACCGAAGCAAACAGGCAGAUGUCAUCAAUGCUUCUUGGUGGGUCAUGAGCAACAAGACUCGGGAUGAACUGGAAAGAAGUUUUGAUUGUUGUGGCUUAUUCAACCUCACAACCCUGUAUCAACAAGAUUAUGAUUUCUGCACUGCAAUCUGCAAGAGCCAGAGCCCCACAUGCCAGAUGUGUGGAGAAAAGUUUCUUAAGUAUUCAGAUGAAGCCCUGAAAAUCCUAGGGGGUGUUGGACUCUUCUUUAGCUUUACAGAGAUCCUUGGUGUUUGGCUAGCAAUGAGAUUUCGGAAUCUGAAGGAUCCUAGAGCCAACCCCAGUGCCUUUCUAUGAGACUUUGGAUCCUUCUGACUUCUCUUCUGCUCUCUCUAAGCUUUCUCUUCCUCCCGUAGGGAAUGUCUAGGGUCUGUAACCGUUUUGGUUUGAGAAAAAGGAAAGGCCCCUUGUCACAUCCUCUAAAAUUGAUGGAAUAGCAAGAUUUUAUGCCUUGACAUAUUUUACUGGGAGCCAGACUAUAAGGAAUAAAAGGAAAAACUUUCUCCCUCUCUCUCCAAGAGGAUAUGGGAAGCUUCUAGGAGUGCAUAGGAUGGGGGCUGGAGUCAUUCUUAGCUGUUUUCCCUCCUCCUCCGUCCAUAUGCUGGAUCAUCUCAACAUACCCUGGUGUGGCACUAAGGGUAAAUCAGGGAUAGAGCCAAGGAGAAAACAACCAAGAACUCUUUCCUGUAAUAAGCAGGACCCAGUUUGAGAAAGUUCAGCGAAUAUAAAAGUAAAAGCCAUUUGAAAAUCUGUAUUCUUUUUUUUUUUUUUGACACACAGUCUUGCUUUGUCACCCAGGCUGGAGUGCAAUGGCAUGAUUUCGGCUCACUGCAACCUCUGCCUCCCGGGUUCAAGCGAUUCUCCUGCCUCAGUCUCCCAAGUAGCUGGGAGUAGCUUGGGUGGUGUGCACCACCACACCCGGCUAAUUUUGUAUUUUUAGUAGAGACAGGGUUUCCACCAUGUUAGUCAGGCUGGUCUCGAACUCCUGACCUCAGGUGAUCCACCCGUGUUGGCCUCCCAAAGUGCUGGGAUUAUAGGCGUGAGCCACCGCGCCCCGCCUAAAAUCCAUAUUCAAAGAAGCAAUUUCAGUUCCUUUCUAAGCUUUGUCAGUCAAGGGGCUCCACUGACUUCCUAGGCCCUGUAACUUAACCAGUCUUUAAGGUUUUGCAGGAAAGUCCCUCCUUCCAAGUGGUUUUUCCAAAUCGCACAAUGGCAAAGCCAAACAGAGGAAGAAACAUUAAAAAAAAAAAAAGACCAUUA